GCAGCGCUGAAUAUUGUGGCAUGUCCCUUCUCGGCGUGGUUGCAGAUGCUCCGAGAUCUUCAGUGCUGCCUCCCAGUGCGGCUUCAGGCAGAAUUUUGUUGUGGUGUCCGUGCCAAAGUUCCGCCUAGAAAAAUUUGGUGUGAAUAGCCCCUUAGAUGUGCUCCUGACUCCCUCCAUGACUGCCCUGGUAUUCAAGGGGGAGGUCUAACAUGAUCUGCCAACUGAGGAGACUGCAUGCAAGACAGCUCAUGAACAUAGAAGUGCAAACGCAUAUGACCCCCAGUGUCUCACUGAAAACAAUGAUAGUUCCAGCCUCAUUAGAACUACAGCAGAUGGCCUAUUAAGGAUAUUCUGGAAAAGAGCAAACAAAUGAGAGAAUCGUCAUCUUCCCAUGAAAAAGAACUGCACAAUCUGAAAACUGAGUUAGAAACUACACGCCAGGAACUACGUUUUGUGAGACAAGAGCAAGAGGUUGAUGCGACGUGUAAAAAGCGGGAGGAUUACUUAGAAUGGCAUGAAUAUUUUAUGGCGGUUGCAUUUUUAUCAGCACAGAGAAGUAAAGAUCCAAGUUCUCAGGUUGGAGCAUGUAUUGUAAAUACAGAGAACAAGAUAGUUGGUAUUGGUUAUAAUGGAAUGCCUAAUGGCUGUGAUGAUGACGUUCUUCCGUGGGCUAGAACAGCAGAUGAUAGGCUUGACACUAAAUAUCCAUACGUUUGUCAUGCAGAACUGAAUGCCAUUAUGAACAAAAACUCUGCCGAUGUCAAAGGCUGCACCAUGUACAUAGCUCUAUUUCCAUGUAAUGAAUGCGCUAAGCUCAUCAUUCAGGCAGGUAUUAAAGAUGUGAUAUACAUGUCAGACAAGUAUCAUGACACUCCAGAAAUGAAAGCUUCAAGACGCCUGCUUGAUCUUGCUGGGAUCAAAUACACGAAUUUUGUACCAAAGAUGAAAAAAAUAGUCAUUGACUUUGAUUCAAUCAAUAACACCAGGAGGACUCCUGAAGACUUGUAGAAUCGUUUCGAUGACAACCAAUGAAAAGUUACUUCUGGUGAUGAAGAAAUGUCUCUAAAGACCAGUAAAUACUUGCUUAACAGUUCUGUUCCACCUACUGACAGGCCUAAAGAUGUGACAAAUGGUUUUGUUACUUGGCUGCAGUGAUGGUACUAGUAUUGCUUCUUUACUUGGCAUUCUCUGGACUGACUUGUCUGUAGUCUUCUCUCUGUAAAAAGUAUAUCCUAUUUUUAAAUGUUUUUAUUAGGUGUACAAGGCAUAGAUUUCUGGGAUUUUGGGUAGAUCUGUUCUUAAAGGGUUGGGCUCGUUGCUAGGAAAUGCCACCAACGUCAGAUUGCACUCGCUUGGCUCUUUUCGGAACUCCCAUAGAAAUGAAUGAAGAAUGUGGAGCUCUCCCCUUUUUGCUUUGGGAGCCCCGUUCUAAAGAGAGGUGCAGCUCCCACCAAUAUUGUAGCAGUGUGCCGUCAAUGUGUGGGAUGGGUCAAGCCCUUUACUCUCUAUUCCCUCUAAUAUGUCUUUAAUUGUGUUGGAUUUUACUACUUUUUGUAUUCUUUAAUAUGUUGCUAAUAAACUUGUAUGAUUAUUCCUUGUG
This is a messenger RNA of Bufo gargarizans (Asiatic toad), 1600 nucleotides long. It is a transcript of the gene DCTD, whose product is annotated as dCMP deaminase. Gene Ontology annotation, molecular function: zinc ion binding; dCMP deaminase activity. The transcript has 8 exons. Lineage: Eukaryota; Metazoa; Chordata; Amphibia; Anura; Bufonidae. Gene Ontology annotation, biological process: dTMP biosynthetic process; dUMP biosynthetic process. Gene Ontology annotation, cellular component: cytoplasm. Bases 370 to 1008 code for a protein of 212 amino acids. The record is from RefSeq and is a predicted model, not a curated record.